GCUUACUGGACUUUUUUCGCUUGCUUUUUUCACACCAUCCCGUAAAAAAUCCUAAGUUUUCGCACUCAUAGUGAAUUUUUACAGAAUGGUGUAAGAAAAACAAGCAAAAAAAAAAUGGAGCAAAAACACUACCUCUGGAGACAGUGUUAUGAUCUGGGGUUGCUUCAGUUGCUCAGGUCUAGGCUCAGCAACGUCAUGUGGCAAUAAAAUGACGUCAGCUGACGACCUGAAUGUACCGAGGUUAUCACAUCUAUGGAGGUUUUCUCACCUGAUGCCAUGGGAAUAUUCUAGGACUUAACCUGUGAAAGAGUAGUUCUGGAAAGCAUGAGGAAUCAUUUUCAAAACACAGAGUUCUGACCUUAACUCCAUUGAUGGUCCUUCAUAUGUUCUAGAGAAGACAUCACAGAGUGAUUAGAUUCUCCCAUCAUGAAUCCUCAUCAUAUAAUCGGCCAAAAAUGAUUGCAACUCUGGAAGAAAAAAAAUAUUGUGAUUUUGCAUUUUUUUUGUCGAAACUAUGCCAUGGUGAAUGCCAUUAGCUUCAUGGUCUGACAUUUCAAAACACUGAGGUGGUAAACAAACGAAAGAAAGUGGGUUUACUUCUGAAAUUAGGGAGAGUUUAAUGAGAACCUAAUAGGAACUAUUUAUUUCUGAAGAGGUUUCAAAAGGGAAUAAAAGGAGUAUGAAACGCUAAAUCAACUGCUGUUUUGGAGAACACAUUGGCCCUCAUACUUAAGCAUGGACCAUAAUAUGGAAGAAAACAGUACAACAACAUAUGAUAAUUAUAGUAGUUAUUUUGACAUUUCUGAUGAAUCGUGCAACAAGACUGAAGUCAUUCACUUUGGAGCAGUGGUCACCCCAGUCUUUUUUAUGAUGGUCAUCGUGUUCAGCUGUGUGGGCAAUGCCUUGGUCCUGUGGGUGCUGAUAAAAUAUGAGAAUCUGAGAUCCAUGACCAAUGCGUUCCUCUUAAACCUGGCCAUCUCUGACCUGAUCUUUACUCUCGGCCUGCCCUUUUGGGGCUUAGACCUCGUAUUUGGCUGGACGUUUGGAGAAUCAGCCUGCAAAUCAGUGAGCUUCAUCUUCUACCUGGGCUUCUACAGCAGCCUUAUCUUCCUCACAGUCAUAACGGUGUCCACAUACUAUUCCAUUGGGAUUUCUGCAUUUAUUUGGUUCCUGAGCUUCUGUGCCGCCACCCCUUAUUUCAUCUUUAGCGUGGUCAGCAGUUAUCCUAAUUCUAAGCCUGGACAUUUCUGUCAUUUUAACGACAUCGAAUGGAAGCUGAUUGGCAUUUACCUGCAAAACAUCUUCUUCCUCAUUGCCUUCCUCACCAUCGCUUUCUGCUACAUUGGAAUUUUCAAUCGCCCCUUCAGACCCAUCUCGCACACCCGGCCCAAGACCAUCAAGCUGAUUCUCUGCAUUGUGGUGGCUUUUUACUUGGGUUGGACGCCAUAUAACGUGGCCAUCUUCCUCGAUUCCCUGAUAUCAUUUCAAAUCUCGCCAUUUAAUGAGUGUCAUGUCAGCACUACUGUGGAUUAUGUCUUUAACGUCUCCCGACUGGUGGCGUUCUCUCACUGCUGCCUAAAUCCAGUGUUUUACAUCUUUGAGGUCAAGUUCAGAGAUCACCUAAAGAAAGCACUGAGGAGUUUCUGCAGGAGCAACGAUCAACCUCCAGCCAUCUGAUUACCUCAAACAGGGAGGAAAUUUCCAUGUACUAGCUGAUCUUGCAGGAGGUCCAUGAUAGUAGAAAAGCAGUCAAAUGUUUCGUCUAAUACUUGGGAUUUGUAAAUAGCUUUAUGAUUUCAUAUUCUGCAUUGUUUUUAUUUAGACAAAAUGUUGUAACAUUACAUACCGUAAAAAAUAUAUACAUAUAUUGUACAGCGCCAAUAAUUGUUACUUAUUCUGUUGUUUCUUAUUGCCAGUUUCUUAUGUACUCUAUACUUCAUUUCAGCUUUACUGUGGGAUAUAACAGUGUGACAGAGCUGACUUUAGUUUUUUUUACCUGGCUCCUGCUUUAAUGCAUUUUUUUUUUUGGUUGAGAAAAAUGUGGCUGAUUAAGUCGUUUGUGUUUUUUAUCUCUAAAAACAGAGUUAAAUCAGCAAUAAAUUCUGUAAAUUAUUUUAAAAGCUGUGUAAAUAUUUAUGAUUAGACUCUUCCAUCAUGAAUACUUAUCAUAUGCUCGGCCAAAAAUGAUUGCCACUCUGGAAGGAAAAAAAAAUGAUACUUAUAUUGAUAUUAUAUUUUUGUCGAAACUGUGCCAUGGUGAAUGCCAUUAGCUUCUACUCCUAUGGUCUGACAUUUUAAAACACUGAGGUGGUAAACCAAAAAAAAGAAGAAAAAAAAACAAGGAUUCACUUCUGAAAAUAGGGAGGGGUUAAAGAGAACCUAAUAGGAACUAUAUACUUUUAUUUUUUAUUUUUAAAUUUCUACCUUUAUAUCAAAAAUAGAUUAUAGUAAAAAAAACAAGUAAAACAAAGAAAUCUUUUCUUUUAAUACAUUUUUUAUGACAUGAAUAGCAAAUCAAAAACUUUUUUUAUAACCCUUACAAUGAGAUGUGCCAUUUCUUAUUUUUCUCUCCCCUAUAAAAAAUCUACACGAAGUAUUUCUUUAUAUAGCUGGAAUACACAUUAACAGUAUUGUCAACCCUGUGUUUUUCAGUACAAACUUUUUGAUCAUUUCUUUCUUUUUUAUAUUAUUUUUUACCACUUUUCAAACAAAAAAAUGUG
Messenger RNA from Clarias gariepinus (North African catfish), 2720 nucleotides. RefSeq names its product chemokine XC receptor 1-like. Gene Ontology annotation, cellular component: membrane. The record is from RefSeq and is a predicted model, not a curated record. Gene Ontology annotation, molecular function: chemokine receptor activity. The transcript is spliced from 2 exons. Gene Ontology annotation, biological process: chemotaxis; immune response; G protein-coupled receptor signaling pathway. Bases 736 to 1677 code for a protein of 313 amino acids. Lineage: Eukaryota; Metazoa; Chordata; Actinopteri; Siluriformes; Clariidae.